Messenger RNA from Haliotis rufescens (red abalone), 1796 nucleotides. RefSeq lists its product as uncharacterized. The transcript is spliced from 3 exons. The record is from RefSeq and is a predicted model, not a curated record. NCBI's taxonomy places the organism in Eukaryota, Metazoa, Mollusca, Gastropoda, Lepetellida, Haliotidae. The coding region runs from base 183 to 728 and encodes 181 amino acids.
GUCUAUAGAUCCGCCCUGGCAUCAAUAUUACAACACGAUGGCCUAUCUAUUCGACUUUCCAAAAAGUCAAGUUCAAUGAGAGUUAUCCGUCUUGAGUUGGAACUCUUUAAUUGGUUGGAUGAACAUCCGCCGAGUACUGUCAACUUCCGUCGAAAAUAGCCCGCUGCUUCGAAGCUGUCAAAAUGGGGAAGCAAUACUGCUGUAUUUGUAGCAAUUUUAGGGGAAAGAUAGUCGGUGAAAGAAUAGUAUCUCUACACGUCAUUCCAGUAAGCAAGUCCCUACGACAAGCGUGGAUAAGGCGACUUCGGUUAGUGAGAAAAGACCUCACAGUGACCAAGCACACGGAAAUAUGCUCAGAACAUUUCGUGGGUGGUAACGGUCCAGGCACAGGGCAUGAUGUUCCAUCGAUUUUUCCGAAGAAAAAUUACAGUACUUGCACAGUGUCUGAUGCUGACUUUGUUGAUACCCCUAAGCCAAAUGAAAGCCCAUUCAAGCAGGCCUGUGACCCUGAAUCUCCCAAAGUGACUUUGCAGAUACAUGGAGGGACUCCUCAGUCUGAUGAAAUUGAACAUAAUUCCACAACAUUCAGUCAAGGUGCCAGAUCCUAUGACGUUGCAUCAAUUAUGCUGCAUGACUACUGUGAGGCUGUGUGUGAAGACGACAUCAGUUGCAUAAGAUAUGGAUCAUCGCAAACAGAAAUGGUGGAAGUUAGAAGCAUGUCUACCUAAACUGACGAUGUAAUGUUCCAGUGUUUGAAUCCUGUGAAAACAUACUGUGCAAUGACUCAGACUGAGACUGAAAAUAAAAAAGUCUUUCGCAAUCAAGCCACUCAAGUCAUACUUCCUGAUUUAACAUUUUUUGAUGUGAAGAAUGAUUCAGAAUUGGUAACCUAUUAUACAGGUCUUGUGGAUGCAGUAAAGUUUUCAUGUUUAUUUGACGAGUUUUCUGAGGUUCAUGACAGGGACUAUCCAACAUCCAAUAUCGGACGCCCUAAAUCUUUGUCUUUGAUAGACGAGUUCUUUCUAGUGUUGAUGCGUCUUAGACUUGGACUCCUGGUUGUUGAUUUAUCAAAGCGAUUUCAUAUUUCCAGAAGCUGCUGUGCUGAUGUCAUUAAUAGAUGGAUUGAAUCAUGGCGGAUAAGGGAUUUACAAUCUCUGACUUGACAACACCAAAAGGUAUACUCCUAAUAAUUCCACCAAAGAAACAUAAGAGAAAACAGCUGACUGCUGUAGAAAUUGAACAAACUAGGAGAAUAGCGAACUUGAGAAUCCAUGUUGAAAGGCACAUGGAACGUUUCAAGAAUUUCAGAAUUUUGCAGGGUAUAAUUCCAAUUACAAUUUCAAAAUCUGUAAACAAAAUCUGGAAAAUCUGUAAUGCUUUGACUUCUCUGCUUCCCCCUCUUUAUCCUCAUGACCAAGAAAUUGAUGACAAUUACUUCUUUGAUGACAGUUCCUUGCUUGCUCUGUAAUUAGUAGGAUGAGCAUAAUCUUAUUGCAGCUCCAGAUGUGAAUGGUCACAUGAUAUUUUCUGCUAUAUUUAAACUUAAUAAUCAUGGUAUCAUGAUAACAAUUUUGUAUUGAAAACAUUGAGCCAAAUAAGUCUAGACAAAUAAGUCUAUUUUUGUCCAAUAUGACUAUUGACAUGACCACCUACUGGUUGUCUAUUUUUGUUUUACUUAUUGAAUCAAAGCAUUGAUAUAAAAAUCCUGACUCUUCAUAUAAGUAGAUAAACAAUUUCAUGUUUUAGCUGUGACAGCAGGAUCAUAGUCCCAUGGUUCUAAUUUUUGUAACAAUAAC